AGCGGCACGCUCGGGCGGUAUCGCGCACUACCCUCCUGGUUGCCCCUCGGGACUGGAAGAGCCCUCUUGGCACCGUGGGGCUUGUCUGUGGGUGCCGCGGGAGCGCUGACUUUCCCUGCGUCCAUGAGUCUCCGGGUCCGCGGGAGAGUCUGAUGGCGUCGCCUGGCAGCGGCCACCGUCAUCCUCCGGGAGCGGUACUGCAUUGACUUUCAGGUGUGUGAGAAAUCACUGUGGCCCACAGCAACCAGUAGGAAAAAAAAAGUCAUACCUGCAAUAUGGCACCCAUUUUAGACUGGAAGAAGCUCAUGAAAGUUGAUCCAGAUACUCUGCCUCGUCAAGAGGAACUAGCCGACAGAUUGCUGGAUAUUAUAUUCAAGGUUGAUGGGAAAGACUUAAAAAAUGAAAGUCCAGAAAAAAUGAUACACCUUUUUAAAAUUACUCAGUCACUACUGAAGAUGAAAACUCAAGAGGUAGAACUGGCACUAGAAGAAGUUGAAAAAGCGGGGGAAGAGCAAGCCAAAUGUGAAAAUAAUUUUAAAACCAAGCUGAUGAAACUUCAAAAUGAAUUAGAGAUGGCACAAAAAUCUGCUGGUGGUCGUGAUACUCGUUUUUUGCGUGAUGAGAUCCGCCAACUGGAAAAACAAUUGGAGCAAAAAGAGAGACAGUUAACAGAUACAGAAAGAGAGCUGGAAAAGGAGAAGAAAGUGAAUGAACAGCUUGGUCUUCGAAUUGAAGAUGCUGAAAAUGAAAACAUCAGAUUCAGGAGAGAGAAUGAACAAUUGCGUCAGGAUGUGGUUGACUAUCAGAGGCAAAUAGAUUCUCAAAAGGAAGCAAUUCAAUCACGAAGAGGAGAGGUUUCUGACUACACAUCACAGCUGUCCAAAAGAAGCUCUGAGCUUGUCCAGUAUUUGGAUGAAAUUCAGAAUUUGACUGAAGCUAAUGAGAAGCUGGAGAUUCAAAACCAAGAAAUGAGGAAAAACCUUGAGGAAUCAGUGCAAGAAAUGGAGAAGAUGACUGACGAAUAUAGCAAAAUGAAACUGAUUGUGCAACAGUCUGAUAUUAUUAUGGAUGAGUUAAGAAAAGAGAAAGAUCGGUACAAAUUUCAAGUUCAGGAUCUUUCAGACCAGCUGAAAGCAAAGAAUGAGGAAGAUGAUCCACUCAUGGCAGCUGUAAAUGCAAAAGUUGAAGAAUGGAAGAAAAUCUUAGCUUCAAAAGAUGAUGAACUCCUAGAGUAUCAGCAAAUGUUACUUACCAUGGAAGAGAAAAUGAAAAUGGUCCAACUUGAUGUAGACAGAAACAGUAUACUGUCCCUUCAGCAGGGUGUGCAAGAGCGAGAUGCUCAGAUAAGAUUGCUCACUGAGCAAGUUGAACAGUAUACGAAAGAAAUGGAGAAAAAUGCAUUCAUUAUUGAGAAAUUAAAAUAUGAUCUCCAAAAAGAUGAAGGUCACUCAUCUCUUGCUCAGCAGAACCAAAUUGGGGAUAUACAAGAAAAGUUAAAAAUGCUAGAAGAGAGAACUACAGAGGCUGAGAAAUCAGCAGAAUUGGCAGAAGCACAUGCUAGAGAAAAAGACAAAGAACUUGUUGAAACUUUGAAAAGAAUGAGAGACUAUGAGCUGGGAAUAUAUGGUUUGGAAGAAGCUGUUGCUGAAAUCAAAGAUUUAAGAAAGCAAGUCAAAAUACGAGAACAUGAGAUUGAGUCAUUAAUUAAGGAAGUCAAUAAACUUGAACUUAAAAUAAAUGACUUCCUUGAUGAAAAUGAAGAACUCAGAGAGCGCUUAGGUCUUGAGCCAAAGACAAUGAUUGAUUUAAAUGAAUUCAGAAACAGCAAAGCACUGAAGCAGCAGCAAUAUAGAGCUGAAAACCAGAUUCUUUUGCAAGAGAUUGAAAGACUAGAAGAGGAAAGAAUUGAACUGAAAAAACACAUUCGUAAGUUGGCUCAGGAGAAAGGAGGAAGAGUUGCAACAAUAGGAUUGGACCCUGAUAAUAUGCAACUGACUGACAGCUUUACUGAAGAAAAGGGAAAGAAUACCAGGAAGUUGGAUUUCUUGAGCAGACAUAAUAUUGCUGAAGUAGAAGCAAAGAAUGAAUAUCUUGCAACUGAAUUACGUGAGAGAGAGAGAGAUUUGGAGAAGAACAGGACUGUAAUAGCCAAAUUUCAAUCUAAAUUAAAAGAGUUAUCAGAAGAGAAUAAACAACUUCAACAAGGAAUGAAAGAAAUAUUGCAAGCCAUCAAGGAAAUGCAAAAUGAUUCUAGCAUGAAGGGAGGAGAAACAGCCUUAAUAAUCCCUAGUCUGGAACGCUUAGUUCAUGCAAUGGAGUCAAAGAAUUCAGACGGGAUCUUUGAUGCUAGCGUGCACUUGAAAGCCCAGGUUGACCAGCUUACAGGACGAAAUGAAGAAUUGAGACAGGAGCUAAAAGACACUCAGAAGGAGGCAACAAGUUUGUCUAAUCAGCUGGCAAGUGCCAAUGAAAAGAUUGAACAAAUGAAAAAUGAAAUUUGCUUACUACAUCAGUCAGAAGGUGCCAAUAUUGUCUUCCAAACAGUGAAUCUUCCAGAAGGAAUGGCUCCUUCAAGUGUUAAUACAAUUAAUUCUCUGAAUGAGUAUUUAAUACAUCUUACACAGGAACUGGAGAACAAAGAAAAGUUACUUAAACAAUUAGAAGAUGCAGUAGAGGACUACAAGCGAAAAUUUGCAGUAAUUCGUCAUCAACAAGGCUUGCUGUAUAAAGAAUAUCAAAGUCAAAAGGAAAGCUGGCAAAAAGAAUCAGAAAAUAUUAAAGAGGAAAUGAAAAAACUAGAAGAGCAAAAAGAACAGGAUGCCACAAAAAUAAAGGCAUAUUCUAAUUUACUCGAUGCACUUCAGAUGGAUCCUGAUGAAACAAAGAAAGUACUUGCAGAAAAUAAUAGAAAAAUAACUGUUUUACGAGUUAAUGAAAAAUCACUAACAAGGCAGUGCACCACUUUACUUGAAAUGGAACGGCACCUCAGAAAAGAAAACGAGAAACUAAAGGGUGAAAUAACACAUAUGGAGACUGCAGUUACAGGGAAGAUUGGAAACUUGCAACGAUUCAAGGAAAUGGCUUGCUUUAAGAUUGCAGCUCUGCAAAAAGUGCUGGACAGUAGUGUGCCAUUGUCUGAGCUAGAAGUGGCCAAUAAGCAGUACAAUGCAUUAACUGCUAAAUACAGAGAGAUGUUACAAAAAGAUAAUUUGCUUGUGCAAAGGACAACAAACAUGGAACACAUGGAGCGUGAGAAUGAGUCCUUGAAAGCACAGAUAAAUUCAUUGAAUAAGGAACUGGAGAUCACAAAAGAAAAACUUCACACUGUAGAAGAAGCUUGGGAACAGAUGACUAAACUGGGGGAUGAAAAUGCCAUGGACAAAGCCACAAAAGCAAUAACCAACAGUGAGAUUUUGUCCAUUUCUAAGAAAAUCACUAUGUUGGAAAUGAAAGAACUAAAUGAAAGACAGAGAGCAGAACAUUCACAACGAAUGUAUGAACAUUUAAGGAGUACUGUAAAGCAAAUAGAAGAACGUAAUUUUGAAUUGGAAACAAAAUUUGCUGAGCUCACCAAAAUCAAUCUUGAGGCACAGAAAGUGGAACAAGAUUUAAGAGAUGAACUGUCAAAGAGUGUAAGUAAGGCAGUAAGUGAUGCAGAUAGACGACAAAUUAUGGACCUAGAGAAGCGUGAGAUGGAGCUCAAGAUUGAAGUAUCAAAGUUAAGAGAACUGUCUGAUGUAGCACAAAAACAAGUUGAAGUUCUGGAGGCACGCCAGCAAUACAGAGAUAAAGAAGUGGAAUAUCUUAGAAUGCAAAUUUUAGAUUAUCAGGCACAGUCAGAUGAAAAAGCAAUUAUUGCAAAACUGCAUCAAGAUAUCAUAGCCCUUCAAGGUAGUGAGUCUGUUGCUGUGGGCAAAUUGGAGAAGUUUAAAUUGAAACUACAGAAGAUGGAGAUCCAUAAUCUACGUUUAGAGCAGAAACUUGAUGAGAGAGAUCAAGCCUUAUAUUUUGCCCGACUUGAAGGAAGAAAUAGAGCCAAACAUCUACAACAGACGGUUCAGUCUUUGCGGCGACAGUUUAGUGGUGCUCUGCCUUUAGCACAACAAGAAAAAUUCUCUAAAACAAUGAUUCAGCUACAGAAUGACAAACUGAAGAUCUUGGAAGAAGUUCAGCAUGCCCAGCAGGAGCGUCGAAAUGCAGAAAACAAAGCAUUAGAGCUGGAGUUGAAACUGAAAAGUUUAGAAGAAUUAGUAAGUGCAUUGAAGGAUACAAAAGGAGCUCAAAAGGUAAUUGAAUGGCACAUGAAAAUGGAGGAACUCCAUCUGCAGGAACUUAAACUCAGUCGAGAAUUAGUGAAGCAAAAGGAAGAGGUGAAGUAUUUGCGUAAUAUCAUUUCUGAAUAUGAAUGUACAAUCAGCAACCUGGAAGAAGAAAUUGUACAGCAGAACAAGUUUCAUGAAGAAAGGGAAAUGGCUUGGGACCAGAGAGAAGUAGAACUGCAGCGCCAGUUAGACCAGUAUGAUCAUCAACAAACUGAAAUACUUAGCACAGCUUUAAAGUUAGAAGAGGCUACAGGCUCUGUUCCAGAUCCUGCUUUGCCAAUCCCACAACAACUUGAGUUGGCUUUAAGAAAGAUUCAGGAACAUAUUCGAACAAUCCUGGAAACUAGGGCAACCUGCGGAUCACUGGAGGAGAAAUUAAAAGAAAAGGAGACUGCUCUGUGGAAAGCUGAACAAAAUGUUAUAUCAAGGGACAAAGUUAUAAAUGAAUUAAGACUUCGAUUACCUGCAAUAUCAGGAGAGAAAAUAAUGGCUGACUUUAGCAAACAAGAAGAUGACUCAGAGUACCAUCAUGCCAUGAAAAUUGCUCAUCAAACCAUUGCAAAUAUGCAAGCAAGAUUAAAUCAAAAGGAGGAAGUGUUAAGAAGAUACCAACAUAUGCUUGCUAAAGCAAGAGAGGAACAAGAGGAAAUAGCAAAGAAGCAUGAGGAAGACAUAAGAGUACUACACCAGAAGUUAGAUUUGUACACUGACAAUUCCCUUAAUAAAUUCAAAGAGACUGCUGUGGAGUUAGGGAAAAAGACUUCUAUGUCCCUUUCCAACAGCAAAUAUUUUCAUCACUUAGAGCAAACUGUAGCAGAACAGGAUCAUUCUCUUGCUUCACUUGUUGGAAAAUUAAAGAAAACAUCAUCUGAUUUGGAGAAACAAAAACAAAUUACUGUAUUGAAAAUCAAUGAAUUUGAGAUAAUCAGAGCCCAGCUUCAAGAAAAGCACAUACUUGAUGUGGAACAAAUUAAAGAAGAAGCAAAUGAACUGAGGAACAUAUUAUCUCAGAAGGAGAAGGAAUUAGCAAAUGUUAAAGCUGAACUAGAGGUCCAAAAAGAAGCAAAUAAUAGAGCACCCACAGCAACACUGAAAAACCUGGUGGAACAGCUGAAGAGCCAGUUAGCCAUAAAAGAGAACCAGCACAAAGCUUUGAGUAAAGCACUUCUAGAACUCCGAGCAGAAAUGACUGCCAAUGCUGAACAGCAAAUUAUUUCUGCUGCAUCACAAAAAGAGGCAUAUAUGAAUGUCCAAGAGAUUGUUGACAGAGAAACAAAGGGGCUUACGACACAGAUAGAGGAAUUGAAUAAUCAGAUUACAAAACUUACAGAUAACCUUAAAAUAAGUAAAAGCAAGGAAACUUCAUUGUCUAAUGAAAGGGAUGAGUUAAACCAAGAGCUUCAGAAGAAAGAAAAAGCAUUUUCUAAAAUAUCGAGGGAAAAAAAUGAAAUAGAAAAAGAAAAUGAAGAACUGAAGAACCGGAUUAGGAGGCUAAGCAGUAGCAUUCAGAGCAAAGCUGAUGAACAAAAUCUGAUAGAUGUGCUUCAGAAAAAAAUUAAGAAGUUGGAAAGUGAACUUGAGAAGAAGUGUGAAGAAACAGAAAAGAAGGGUCUAAGAGAAGACAAGACCUCCAGGGAGGAAAUAAUUAGAUGGGAUGAAGGUAAAAAAUGGCAAAUCAAAAUGGAAGGAUUGCGGAACAAACUAAGGGAAAAGGAAAAAGAAGCAGAUGCUUUAUCUAAACAGUUGAAUACAUUGAAAGAAAUUUAUACAAAGACUGAAAAAGAGAAAGUUGCUCUACAGAAGAGACUGAAAACUACUGGUGUCACUGUUGACCGUGUUGUUGGAGUAAGAGCCACAGAAACUGAAAAAGAAGUGGAAGAACUAAGAAAACGGAAUCUAGAGUUAGAAAAUGAAGUUGCACACAUGAGAACACUGCAAGCAAUCCCACGAGACUCUGUUGUAGAAGAUUUACACUUCAAAAAUCAAUGCCUCCAGGAAAAGCUUCAUGCAUUGCAGAGACAAUGUUCAAGAGAGACAUUUUUGAGACCCUUGACAUCAGGAAUAAGAUCAGGUGAUCAGUAUCUAAGAGAACAAGAAGUUUUAAAGGAGAAUUUCAGAUUGUCAUCUGAAAACAUUGAGCUAAAAUUCCAGCUAGAGCAGGCCAAUAAAGAUUUGCCAAGACUAAAGGACCAAGUAGAUGACUUAAAAGAAAUGUGUGAACUUCUCAAAAAAGAGAAAGCAGAAGCUGAACGAAAGCUGGGCAGCAUUAGAGGGGCUGGUAGAAGUGGAAAGACAGUCCCAGAACUGGAAAAAACAAUUGGCUUGAUGAAAAAGGUUGUUGAGAGAGUCCAAAGAGAAAAUGAAGAACUGAAAAAAGCUCCAGCUGUGGUUUCUAAUGAGAAAUUACUUGGUCUUGAGCAGGAAAAUGAGAGGCUAAAGUCUGAAAUGGAAAAAAUGAAACUUGAGCUGGAGGGCCAGCUGAGUGUGCGUUUUGAGUCUAAAACCAAAGCAACGGAAAAACUCAUUACUGAAAAUGAAAGACUGCGUAAAGAACUGAAAAAGGAAGCUGACAGUGGAGAGAAGCUACGAAUAGAGAAGAAUAACUUGGAGAUAUUAAAUGAGAAAUUAAAUGUACAGCUGGAGGAAACCAUUAAGAAGUUAAAUUUGGCUGAGAGCCAGCUUGAUGGAGCUGACAGCAGAGGCUGGAAGUCCAUUGUAACAAGAAUGCAGGAAACUAAGUUGAAGGAAAUGGAAACAGAUAUUGCUAAAAAAACCCAAAGCAUUGCUAACCUUAAAAGGCUGCUUCAGGAAGCAACAGAACGUGAGCACAACGCUGAUAAAAAUUUACAAGACCUGAAAGAACAAAUUGAGCAUCUCAAACAUCUUCCUGAAGGUUCAGGGUCAGAGGAAAACAUCAUCAAGGAACUUCAGCUUUUAAGAUUAACUAAUAAUCAAUUAGAGAAAGAAAAAGCAGAACUAGUGAACCAGAUGGAGGAUUAUAAGCAUGAAAAACACAAUUCUACAAAUGAAGGUCCUGCAGCUGGACAUAAUGAAACUGUAGAGAAGGAUAAAAUUGAUAAACUAAUGACAGAAAUGGCUGACCUCCAGUCACAGCUGGAAGUUUCAGAGCUUGAAAAACAGCAAUUAAAGGAAGAGACAAAAAAGCUAAGAAGAGAACUAGAAACCUAUAGUCCUUCCUUUUUUGAAGAACUUGAGGAUCUGAAAUAUAACUACAAAGAAGAAUUAAAAAAAAAUAUUAUCUUAGAAGAGAGAUUGAAGCACCUUUAUGAACAGUUUGGCAUUCAGAAUAAUCCAGGCAACAAUUCUAUUGACUGGGGUAGUGUUCAGUAUCCUCAUCAUUGAUAAACACAGACAAUUUCAUUUUUUGUAUCUUCGAACUGUACAAAUCUCUUGAAGUUAUGUGAGUUUGCACACACCUAAGAGCGCAGAAUUGGAUUAUUCAACAGUUCAUGGUCACUAUACACAACAAUCAAAAUAAAAGUGAGUUUUACCUGUCCCAGCUCCUGUGCAAUAAUGUAUUUUAAUUCAGAAUGGUUAAUUUGGGUAAUAAGGUGUCAGGUGAAAUUGAAACCUUGGGUUUCUCUUAGAAGUUAAUAAACCCUUAAACUGUCAGCAUACUAAGUAUGCUAAGUCCCAGAUCAGUAAGAAUACAUAAUUUGCUCUUGUCCUGUGCAACCAUAAUGUUUAACUCCGAACUCAGGGUCAGUGUGCUAGAUGUGUGUUUUUACAUCCCUGGUUAUUUUUACCUCAAUGUUAAAAAAUCCAAGAACAAAGAACUGAAAAUGAAGCUAUACUAUU
Molecule: messenger RNA, 8141 nt
Organism: Pseudopodoces humilis (Tibetan ground-tit)
Lineage: Eukaryota; Metazoa; Chordata; Aves; Passeriformes; Paridae
Gene: CEP290
Product: centrosomal protein 290
Biological process (GO): ciliary transition zone assembly; kidney development; non-motile cilium assembly
Cellular component (GO): centriolar satellite; ciliary transition zone
Source: RefSeq, a predicted model, not a curated record